Tachysurus vachellii is the source of this 1558-nucleotide messenger RNA. It is a transcript of the gene timm8b, whose product is annotated as translocase of inner mitochondrial membrane 8 homolog B (yeast). The coding region runs from base 115 to 399 and encodes 94 amino acids. The transcript is spliced from 2 exons. NCBI's taxonomy places the organism in Eukaryota, Metazoa, Chordata, Actinopteri, Siluriformes, Bagridae. The record is from RefSeq and is a predicted model, not a curated record.
GCCGGCUGCGGAAGUCUUUCUAGGUUUCAUGCUGUGUUCGCUGUGCUUUGCCCUUUGAGGUGACUUUUGUCAACCAGCUCGUUCUUGGUUUAUAAAAUAUUCCACAUACGGAAAAUGGCAGAUUUCAGUAGUUUCGACAGGCCAUCAAUGGGUUCGCCGGAAAACGCCGAGGCUGCUGAACUUCAGCGUCUGAUCGCUGUGGAACAACAAAAAGCUCAGUUUCAGGCUCAGGUGCACAACUUCACAGACGUUUGUUGGGACAAAUGCAUCGAAAAGCCGAGCUCAAGACUGGACUCGCGCACUGAAGCAUGUCUCGUGAGCUGUGUGGAGCGCUUCAUUGAUACCACUCUCGCCAUCACGAACCGCUUCACACAGAUGGUGCAGAAGGGCACACACUGAAUAUGCUGUCACCGUGCGACCUCUCAAGGACAAAUGGCUUACAUUCCUAUUAGCAUCUUCUGAUGAAUAAGAAGGAAAUAUCUAAUGCCAUAGUCUUGGACUGGAUCCCAAAUGACACUUUACUUUCUACAGACGUACUAAUUAGAGUAUAUGAAAAUUAUUCUCCAGUUUUGUCAAUCCCUUCCUCCCAUCUCCAGCAGUUUCCACCUUAAAGUAACCCUGAAUGUACCAUAAUCAUUGUUGAGGGAUGUGGGAGCCUAGUGGUUAAGGUGUUUGACUACUGAUCAGAAGGUCAUGCGUUCAAGUCCCAGAUCCACCAAGCUACCACUUUCGGGCCCCUGAGCAAGGCCCUUAACCCAUAACCUAAGCCCAGGUGUAUAAAAUGAAAUAAAAUGUAAGUCACUUUGGAUAAGUGUGUCUGCUAAAUGCCAGAAAUGUAAAUAUAAAAUCCAAGUAUUUUUACUAGAUAAACUCGAUAAGAUAAACUAGCAAUUGUCACAGAUUUGACUUCUAAAAUUCGUUGUGAAUUGUUUAACACAAGUGUUAAAAGAUUUGAUCCAAAUUUUAAAACCGUUCUUGCAAUCAUCCAUCUUUAAUUGAAAGAGUUUGGGUUACUUGCUUUAAUCACAAAUCACUAUGCUCUGUAUAAUAUUCUUGCUUCAAAUUUGGAGCCAUUUGGGAUUUAGCCUCAGUGUUUGAGGUCUCAUACAUUCACAUGUAUCUUAUUUUUUACAGAAGAAUAACUAGGGAUGAUUCCCAGUGGACUGACUGUGCAUGAUUAUAGAACCAGAUUUACGUAAUGGUCCUCUCAACCACAUCAUUAUGUCCAUUCUGUUAUUGUUCAUGUCCCUGCAGCUUCUUGGACUUUUGUCUGAAAUUAUGUUCCAGCUACGGUUCUAAUGAUCAGAUGAAACAAUAAGCUCACUGAUUGUCUGGAUUCAUUGUCAAGUCUGUGAAGUUCAGCCUUAUGUUUCAAGUUGAAGAUGUUUCUAUAUGUUUAACACCAGUGUUAAUGGAAAUGUAGCAAGACAUGACAUCGUGCUUGCUCUCGUGCUUUCAGUUAACAUUUUCAUGUAUAAUAUACACACUUAAGGACCGUUUCAGACUGUUCUUAACUCAUUCAAGAUCAUUACUGCAAUUUAGAAUAAAUAAUUAUCCU